Messenger RNA from Onychostoma macrolepis, 3310 nucleotides. RefSeq names its product ubiquitin family domain containing 1 (gene ubfd1). Lineage: Eukaryota; Metazoa; Chordata; Actinopteri; Cypriniformes; Cyprinidae. Gene Ontology annotation, molecular function: RNA binding; cadherin binding. The record is from RefSeq and is a predicted model, not a curated record. The transcript has 7 exons. The coding region runs from base 118 to 990 and encodes 290 amino acids.
GUUACGUUUCAUAAAGCAGGUUUUAAAAUCGCAAAGUCACUACGGGAAGCCACGGAGCUCAUUCACUGACAGCACGCUCUUUCCCAGAAGCCUUUCCUCAUAUUGUACACAAUCAUCAUGGCGGCGCAGGAUGGAAGUGAGGUAGUAGGAAUGGAGGCUGAGGUCACGCAGAUGGUACCAGAAGUGUUGUGCGAAGCUGCUGGACAAGAAGAUGCAGCAGGGACUGAACAAGCAUCUCUUACCGAUGGUGAAAGCACAUCAGCUCAGCCCGCUGCUGUCAGCAACGGAGAGGAAAGUGACGAGGGGAAAGAGAUGGUGGAAGUGAAAAUCAUUUGGAACAAGAACAAAUAUGACCUUAAAAUGCCUUUAGAUGGCACCGGUUCUAAACUGAAAGAGAAGAUUCACACACUCACCGGUCUUCCACCUGCUAUGCAGAAAGUGAUGUACAAAGGACUGCUACCAGAGGACAAGACGCUUCGAGAAAUCAAAGUUACAAAUGGUGCAAAGAUUAUGGUGGUUGGAUCUACAAUAAAUGAUGUACUAGCUGUAAAUACACCAAAAGAAGUUAUUCAGCAAGAGGUUAAAGCUGAGGAGAACAAAAAGGAGCCAUUGUGCAGGCAAAAGCAACAUAGAAAAGUUUUGGACAAAGGAAAACCAGAUGAUGUCAUGCCAUCUAUAAAAGGAGCUAAGGAGCGUCUGCCAACAGUGCCUUUAUCAGGAAUGUACAACAAAUCUGGCGGAAAAGUACGACUCACUUUUAAACUGGAACAGGAUCAGUUGUGGAUCGGAACAAAAGAAAGAACAGAAAAAAUCCCGAUGGGUUCCAUCAAAAAUGUUGUGACUGAGCCAAUAGAGGGUCACGAGGACUAUCAUAUGAUGGCAUUUCAGCUGGGUCCAACAGAAGCCUCACAAUAUUGGGUCUACUGGGUGCCUACACAGUUUGUUGAUGCAAUCAAAGACACAGUUCUCGGAAAAUGGCAGUAUUUUUAACGUGCCUCUAUAGACACUGAAGAAUUGGGAUUCAGAUCAAAAGAUUGAAAACAUUAACUGGAGCCAACAAAAUAAUCUGAAGAACCGAUUUUUCUGAAGUAUAUCCAGAGCAAACCGAAGGAUUGCUGUUGGACAAAAUAUUUUGGGGGUUUUAAGUGCACUAAGUGUCAGCAUCCCGUUUUUCAAACUGUUUCACCUCUCGUUUUUUUUAAAGCAAUUCCAAGCAUAAGCAGAAAAUUGUACAGAACUUGCAUAUACAUUUCUCGUAGUUAUUCUGAAAGAAAUAAAAAUUAUUUAAGGAAAAUGAUCGAUGCAGUAGAAAGAUUUUAUCUAGUAUAUUCCUCGGUUUACCAUACAACUCGAGCAAUCUUGCCAAAGUCAAUAGUUCACUCAGUUAUUAAUUUUACAAUCAGCUUUUAUCAUUGCACGGAUUAUAGAUUACAUGUAAAACAGCAACGAUGUAACUCUCAAAUAUGGUAUUAAUCCAGGUGAAAAGAGCAUUGUUGCAUUUUAUGUGGUUCAAAAAAUUCUGCAUUUUCUUCAAGACUUUUAAUAGCACAUGGAGAGCUCAUCUCAUUUUGCCUUGACAGCAGGAGCCUUGAUGCAGAAUUACAACCCAAAAGUACAGUUGCUCAGUCUCUGUACUUUCAACCACAUGAUACUUUGACAAAGGCAAUAUCUUAAUAUUUCAUGGUUAAAUGCAGCAACAUCUCUAGGUCCAAGUCCCUCUCAAAUCAGAUGUUAUAUUAGGGAAAAUAAUGUUAAUGUGCCCUUAAUACUCAGUCAUUUUACUAAGUUGCUGAUGAUUGACUAUUUUGAUCAUGCAUGUUGUUUUUUCAAACAUGGUGCUAACCAAUGAUAAGCAUUUUUAAUUCAAUAAAGCCCAAAGGAAGGAAGAAUUUCAGUGACCUUUCUGUAAUAAAUUUGCCUGUAUACUUACAUUUUUAAUUUUCAAACUAUGAAUCAGCUCACAAUUUAAAUUCUUCCUAAACCAUAUUUCAGUAUAAACACUCCUGAACAAAAUCUUAAGAUCGGGGGAAGCAUUACAAGUAUUUGCAUUUCGCACUGGUGGAUCGUAACCAGGUUGUAAGUACUGCUUCAAAAUGACAAAAAAAGAAACGGGAGCAAAAGACAAAAAAUAGAGAAUAGGCAAUUUUAUUUGAAAACUGCAUUUAAACUCAAACAGGCUGUUCAUCAGCUGAUCAAAAGUUUAAGACCAUAGCCUUAAAAAGUUCAAAUCUGCGCAGAUCUCAAAUCAUCGCAAAAAGUCCUUCUGUCUUUGAAUGUGGCAGGAUUGUUGAGCCCCACAAGCAAGUGCGCGUGCAACGCCCCAUCGCUGCUAAGGUUGGACGCAGUAAGACAUUUUUUUAAAAGAUCCUGAGAGUUAUGGGACAAAAAAAGUCAAGUGGUAGACCCCAAAAAAAUUCACCUGCACUGCGCCGGAGGAUCCGACGGGCUGUCUGUGAAGACAGGCCAAUCCUCGACCCAAAUUAAGGCCCUUACUGAUGCUGACUGCAGCCCAAUACCCAUAAGACAGCAUCUGCGAGAGAAGGGCUUAAAGAACAGAAAACGUCUUCAAAGGCCACGUCUGUUCACACGCCACGAACUUGCCGUUUGGAAUUUGCAAGGGAGCAGCAAACAUGGGAUAUUGAAAGGUGGAAGAAAGUUUUAUUCUCUGACGAGAAAAAAAAAAAACCAGGACGGUUCUGAUGGCUUCCGAUGUUACUGGCAUGACUAGGAGAUCCGACUGGAGAUGUUUUCUAUGCUGCACAAUGGAGCAGGCUCCAUCGUGAUCUGGGGUGCUUUUUCCUUCAAUGGGAUAAUGGAUCUUUAGGUUGCAGCGGGCUUCCCUCUUGACUGAGGGCCUUUGUCUGUGCGCUAACGACUGGGUAUUUCAACAGGACAACGCUGCGGUUCUCAACACCCACCUGACGAAAGGACUUCUUCCAGGAGAAUAACGUCACUCUUUUGGACCAUCUUGCGUGUUCCCCUGGUCUAUUUUGGGGUCUACCACUUGACUUUUUUGUCUCAUAACUCUCAGGAUCUUUUAAGAAAUGUAAAAUGACUGUCUUACUGUGUCCAACCUCAGCAGCGAUGGUGCGUUGCUUGUGUGGCUCAACAAUCCUGCCAUGUUCAAAGACAGAAGGACUUUUUGCCUUUGCCAUCAGGAGAUCAUGGCAGUGUGUUUGCCUGAAGGACAAUGACAUGAAAGCCAUAUUUUUGUGCAGAUUUUGACUUUUUAAGGCUAUAUGGUCUUAAACUUUUGAUCAGCUGAUGAACAGCCUGUAAAUGCAGUUUUCAAUAAAUUGCCUAUUCUCUA